UACCAAAUUUCUGAGCGCACCCUAACAGCUGAUAACAACUGUCAUCAGAAGAAUGACAACAUUUGACUUUUGUGACAAAGUGAAAAAUUCUGCGUACAUAAGGAGCUGAGGAAGAUUACUUUCAAAAUUAAAAUUCUAAAUUCGUAAAUAUAUAUUUUUGCAUCGAAGAAUGUCAGUACUGCGUCAAUGUGGCGCUGCCAUUGGCAGGCAGUUCAUAAGUGCCAGCCGUCUGGCUCCAGGAACAACGACGACAUUUUUACAAAACAGACACCAACCUUGGGCGCUCGCUGCACAACAAUCGGAAAACCCCAAUACAAGAGGACACAAGAAGUUUGGUCACGCAAAAGAACCAACUCCCUCGCUUACCAAGUACUUCCACUUGGUUAUUGGUUCGCUCUUCAUUAUCUGCAUGGUCGAUUUCAGGAAAAUAAAGAAAUAUCUAAUGCCCAAAGUCGAUGCGGAUGCUAGCCAAGAAGAGCCUCAAAAGUCUCAACAGGAAAAACUUGGCCAAUCAGCAAACGAAAGCGAAGGUGAUUCUGGUGAAUCUGAAGAUGAGAGCCAAAUAAAUGAUGAAGCAGCAAAGAAAUCCAAAAAAGAAAAAUUCGGUUUUCGUGAUCGAAAGAUAAUCGAGUAUGAAAAUCGCAUUCGACAAUUUUCAACGCCAGAUAAAGUUUUUCGUUACUUUGCCACGAUUCAAGUUCCAACCAUAGACGAUCGUUAUGAGGUGUUUAUGACUCCAAGCGAUUUUCUAACAAGCAUGACACCGGGCAUAAAACAACCAGAGGGUCUUGGUUUAGAUCAAUUCCGUCGCUACGACCCAAAGUCGGUAACAGAACGUUUGGAUUUGAAUCUGGAAAAGGACAGUAUUUUCUAUAAGCUGGGAUCUUCUGGUUUGAUUACAUUUUCGGACUAUAUAUUUCUUUUGACUGUUUUAUCAACUUCCAGGCGCCAUUUUGAGAUAGCUUUUAGGAUGUUUGACUUGAACGGUGACGGUGAUGUGGACUCGGAGGAAUUUGAAAAGGUUGCUACCCUCAUACGUCAGCAGACGAGUAUAGGUAACCGACAUCGAGAUCAUUCCCAUACUGGAAGCACAUUUAAGGGCGUCAAUUCGGCAUUGACAACCUAUUUCUUCGGUCGGAAUAUGAACAAAAAACUGACAAUUGAAAAGUUUUUGGACUUUCAAAGACAACUGCAACGUGAAAUGCUGUCUUUGGAGUUUGAAAGAAAAAAACCAGACGAAAAUGGAAUGAUAAGUGAAGCAGAUUUCGCGGAGCUGAUGAUAGCCUAUGCCGGGUAUUCUGAUAAAAAGAAGCAAAAGAAGGUUAAACGAGUGAAGCGUCGAUUCCGUGACCAUGGAAAGGGCAUUUCCAAGACAGAUUAUCUAGACUUUUUCCACUUUUUGAAUAAUAUUAAUGACGUUGAUACGGCUUUGACAUUUUACCACAUUGCGGGUGCUUCUAUUGAUCCAGCAACCUUAAAGCACGUUGCUAAAACUGUAGCUAUGGUGAAUUUAUCGGACCAUGUUAUUGAUGUUGUGUUUACUAUUUUUGAUGAAAACAUGGACGGACAGUUGAGCAACAAAGAAUUUGUCUCGGUAAUGAAAAAUCGCAUCUUAAGAGGAUUGGAAAAACCUAAAGACACUGGAUUUGUUAAGCUAAUGUAUUCGAUUUUAAAAUGUGCCAACGAAUCUAAACCUGUCCUCUUGGAUAUUUAAACACCAAUUAACCUUAAAUGCAUUUCUAGCUAGUAAUAUAAUUAAUAUUAAUUUUUAAGCUCCUCGAAUAAUUCUUUGAUGUUUAUUUUAAAAAAGAAAACACAUGCAAAAGUAUUUCAGAAUGCUAUGUAUUUGAUAA
Molecule: messenger RNA, 1853 nt
Organism: Eupeodes corollae
Lineage: Eukaryota; Metazoa; Arthropoda; Insecta; Diptera; Syrphidae
Gene: MICU1
Product: calcium uptake protein 1 homolog, mitochondrial
Exons: 9
Coding region: 170-1714 (514 amino acids)
Biological process (GO): calcium import into the mitochondrion; mitochondrial calcium ion homeostasis
Cellular component (GO): uniplex complex
Molecular function (GO): calcium ion binding
Source: RefSeq, a predicted model, not a curated record